Molecule: messenger RNA, 1110 nt
Organism: Aureobasidium namibiae CBS 147.97
Lineage: Eukaryota; Fungi; Ascomycota; Dothideomycetes; Dothideales; Saccotheciaceae
Product: putative polygalacturonase 2
Exons: 1
Coding region: 1-1110 (369 amino acids)
Biological process (GO): pectin catabolic process
Cellular component (GO): extracellular region
Molecular function (GO): polygalacturonase activity
Source: RefSeq, a predicted model, not a curated record
AUGGUUCAAUUCUCUGGCCUCGCUGUCGCCGCUCUCAUCAGCGGUGCAGCCUACGCUGCUCCCACCCUUCAGGAGCGUGGCAGCUGUACUUUCUCUGGAUCUUCCGCCGCCGCCAACAUUCUCAAGCAGAAGAAGUCUUGCUCCAGCAUCAUCAUCGACAAUGCCGUUGUCCCCGCUGGCACCACCCUCGACCUGACCGGCCUGAAUUCUGGCACCACCGUCACCUUCCAGGGUACCACUACCUUUGGUUACAAGGAGUGGGUUGGUCCUCUUGUUUCCGUCUCGGGUGACAAGAUCACCGUCAUCGGUGCUUCUGGUUCCGUCCUUGAUGGUCAGGGCAGCAGAUGGUGGGACGGUAAGGGCACCAACGGAGGCAAGAAGAAGCCCAAGUUCUUCUACGCCCACAAGAUGACAAACUCCAAGAUUCAGAACAUCAAGAUCAAGGAUUCGCCUGUUCAGAUCUUUUCCAUCAACAACUCUCAGCAGCUCGCUCUUAGCGGCGUCACCGUCGACAACUCCGCUGGUGAUGGCGACAACAAGGGCCACAACACCGAUGCUUUCGAUAUCGGUUCUUCCUCUGGUAUCACCAUCACUGGUGCCAACAUCCACAACCAGGACGACUGUGUCGCUGUCAACUCUGGUUCGGACAUUACCGUUUCUGGCUCCACCUGCACUGGUGGCCACGGUCUCUCGAUCGGUUCCGUCGGCGGUCGUGACGACAACACCGUCUCCAACGUCAAGUUCCUGAACAACAAGGUCACCAACUCUCAGAACGGUCUCCGUAUCAAGACUGUCUACGGUGCUACUGGCAAAGUCUCGGGCGUUACUUACAGUGGCAACGUUCUCUCAGGAAUCUCCAAGUAUGGCGUUGUUAUUGAGCAGGACUACGAGAACGGGUCCCCUACUGGCAAGCCUACCGCAGGCGUGCCAAUCACUGGUCUUACCAUGACUGACAACACUGUCGGUGUUACCAGCUCGGGCACCAACACCUACAUUCUCUGUGCCUCGGGUGCUUGCUCUGGCUGGAAGUGGUCUGGCAACAAGAUCUCCGGUGGCAAGAAGUCCACCAAGUGCUCUGGUAUCCCCAGCGGCUCUGGUGCCGCCUGCUAA